Suillus bovinus is the source of this 938-nucleotide messenger RNA. RefSeq names its product transcription factor S-II-domain-containing protein. The record is from RefSeq and is a predicted model, not a curated record. Lineage: Eukaryota; Fungi; Basidiomycota; Agaricomycetes; Boletales; Suillaceae. Gene Ontology annotation, biological process: DNA-templated transcription; termination of RNA polymerase I transcription. Gene Ontology annotation, molecular function: zinc ion binding; DNA-directed RNA polymerase activity; nucleic acid binding. The transcript is spliced from 6 exons. Gene Ontology annotation, cellular component: RNA polymerase I complex. Bases 336 to 713 code for a protein of 125 amino acids.
GUGAUAUUUGACAUGGAAGGCAGGUCAAAGCAACCCAUUGGAACGUGCCGUCAGAUCAUCAGAUGGCAGCGAUGAUCAUUAACCAGCCGGCCUUUCUUCAGCGAUAGUUACGUCGGACAUCAAGAGCGAAAACAAAGCGAUAUCUAGGGUCUAGCAACUUGCAUCGAUACAGUGUGGGCGCAAGGAUGAAUGAAUGUUUAGACCGUCGUCGGUGUGGGCGCUGACAAAAAGGUCUUGUUCUAAAACUGGUGAAAGUAGUCGUUAUUGCAUCCGACGCGACGACGCGCAGGCGCCGUAUGCUAGGUGCUCCAUAGUAUCAUUUCCAGCUUCCUAUCAUGCCGACUCUCGCACAUAAAAUUGGUUCUCUGAUCUUUUGCCCUCAUUGUGGUACUCUCCUCAGUCCUCCAAAAGACGACGAGAAAACGGUCAUCUGCGAACAAUGCAGCUAUGAGGAGCCGGCAUCAUCUUAUGAGAAUAUUGAGAUCACCACUCGGUCUCACCCUGAAGCAUUUCCUUCAGCGCUGAGACAAAAGCGCAAAACCCAAACGAAGGUUCAUCAGGGUAAAGUUUUACCAAAGGUGUCAGAAAAAUGCCCGGCUUGCGGACAUCUGGAAGCUUAUUACGAAGAGAAACAGAUGCGCAGUGCUGAUGAAGGUUCAACAAUUUUAUACACAUGUGUCUCUUGCAAACACGGUUGGCGUGUCAACAAUUAGUGUAAAAUGUUUUGGAUAGGGAUAUCCAACGUUUGAUUGGAACUGUCAGGACACGAAGAAGCCUACACGUUCACUCCAACACUACAGAACAGGGCGACAACUCCGAAACCACCGAGGACACUUGCUAAUGAUGCCACCGCGGUCUCGCGUAGCGGAAACGUGUCUUUUGGAAGGCUGUGGACAUGGGUAUAGGAACACGUAUUACAGAAGCUUAAAGCGGCGACU